Messenger RNA from Pomacea canaliculata, 10620 nucleotides. RefSeq names its product TOG array regulator of axonemal microtubules protein 1-like. Gene Ontology annotation, molecular function: microtubule binding. The record is from RefSeq and is a predicted model, not a curated record. Lineage: Eukaryota; Metazoa; Mollusca; Gastropoda; Architaenioglossa; Ampullariidae. Gene Ontology annotation, cellular component: cytoplasmic microtubule; cilium. Bases 212 to 5485 code for a protein of 1757 amino acids. Gene Ontology annotation, biological process: microtubule cytoskeleton organization. The transcript has 23 exons.
AGUCACGUGAUGAACACAAUUAUGUUGUUGUGGAGCCGAAGCCGCCAUAUUCUGCAGCAAACUAUCCGAUUGUAGCUGGCUAGAUGCUCCGAGAUGGACUGGUACCGCAAAUACGACUUCCUGUGCACAUGAAGUGAGAUGAUCAAUAGUCAGGGGCAUUUGCCUUUCGAUUUUUGUUCUGUAAUUGCGAGUGGGAACGUAGUUAGUGUUAAUGGCGAGCAAAGUUCAAGUUGCCAAGUUUCCCUUGCAUGACUUCAUUGAAGGUCCAGUGUUAGAUCCAACUUCUUCAGGAGUUUGGAAUAUGGAAGAAAAUGAUGUGCUUGGCCAACUUAACGAUGAAAGUUUUAAAAAGCGGGUGGAGAUUCUUGAACAGUUGAUCAUAACCGUUCGCAGAAAUGGCGGCCGCCUGCCAUACAGCGAUCACGAAUCUAUCUUUCGUGGCCUGGGGCUUGCACUGUCAGAUUCAAACUGGGAAAUCAGACUGAAAUGCAUUCAUUUGCUCCAGGAACUAAUUCCCAGUCUUCAGGAGGACCUGGAUAGAUGUAUGUCACUUAUUUUGAAUAAACUUAUCCCUAAUAUAGGUGACAGUAAGGUAACUGUGCGCAAAGCAGUCGUAUCAAACUUACAUCAGUACAUGAAACAUACAAACAAUCGACCAACACUGCUGCAUGCAAUCGUCAGUUUUGGACUUGAAAAUGAAGAUGCGAGAGUCAGACGAGAGACUAUUAACGCUCUUCCUUUGCUUCUGACGAGGGAUUUUGCCAAAGAAAAUUUCUAUGGCAUCAUUCAAUCUCUUGCCAAAAAGUUACUUGACGCAUCAAUAGAGGACAAUUUAAAAGAUGUCUCACUUUCAACUUUGCAGUCAAUUGAAAAACUUGUUGGAGAGGAACAUUUUGACGCCUACAUUCAAAAACUUUCACCCUCACUUCGGAAAUACUACCAACAGUUGACUGGAAAAGUGGAGAAUGGGUUCAGCAAUGAACCUCAGGGGCAGCAUCCAUUGCCAUUCAACGCUCGACAGGGAGGUGGGCAAACGGUGCCAUCAGACAGACGCGACAUCCACAUGGAUGGCCCAGAAUUCGGUAUCAUCCCUAGCCAUGUGAUGAUCCGUAUAAAUGACCAAAUGGACUUCAAAACACGAGCUCAAGCAGUUGAGGACUUAAAGGGAGUUAUAAAUGUUCUGACAGCACCGGAGAUUAUCCAUAAAUUGAUUCCGCAUAUGACAUCAUUUAUGAAUUUCCUCAGCUCCCUUCUAGAUGAUUCCAACUUCAAGAUAAUCACAGUAACACUUGAAAUUUUAUAUUUGGUUGUAGAACGCCUUGGUCCCAAUGUCAAGACUUACGUGAGAGACAUUGUCAAUGUAUUAUCAAAACGCAUGGGGGACAACAAAGUAGUGAUUCGUCAGUCUGUUAUGCGAGUUGUCAUUAAGAUGAUGCAGUCAUUCCAGCCUCAGGCAGUUUUAUCAGUGAUAUUUGAGAAUCUUUCACAUCGGAACUCUCGAGUGAGGCAGGAAACAAUUAACUUCAUCAUAGCAUCUUUGUUAACUUUCCCUAGCUAUGAGUUUGAUUUACCUAACAUCUGUGCUGUGGUAGGACCAACUCUGACUGAUGUAAAGCGCCAGGUACGACAAGCAGCUUUGGAGUGCUUUGCUGUUCUUGCCCAGGCCAUGGGUUCUGGUCGUUUGCAGCCCCUUGUGCAAGCUGUUGAUCAAGUGGAACUAAGUUCAGAGGGUGAAGGUCUUAUGGCAGCUGUGCAAGCUCGCCUUGCUCGCCGGCAGCUCCCACGUCUCAACAGUGAAGGGCUAGUGGAGUAUGCUACACCUAUUCCAUCUUCAGCCACCCAGAGAUCAUCAGGCUCCACUCAGAGUGCAGACACUGAGUGGAUUCUGGCUGUAGGGGGUGGCUCAGCUCGCACAGCUCGCUCAGAAAUGGAGCUGGAAAUGAUUGUGCCAUCUACUGUACGAUCUUCAUCUGGUGCAGUAGAUUCUGGUGCUCCCAGUCCCGCACCUCGAAGAUUCAUGAGUGCAGGACGAGGCCGCAGCAGACUUCCUUGGGAAGAAGAGAGGGAUGAACGGGCCAGAGCAUAUGAAGACAUGCCUAACUCAGCACCAACUCAGUUUGCUGUUGAAGAGACGGUGCCACCAAAACUGCAUAACAGAUGGGUUGGAGAACUUGACAACUCCCAAGACUUGAAGAAGCCCCAACAACGCCGUACUACCAUUGCAAGUCUUGGUCUGACAGAGGAACAAGAUGGACCAGGCUUGCCAAGAAAACUUCUACCACCCACCCAGCAGCAAUGGGUACCUGACUUAUCUGGGAAGGUAGAAGGCAGCAGAGGAGAGGGGUUGGGCACUGCCUUCCACCUUCUGUGCUCUAGUUAUGGAUCAUAUAAACAGAUAUAUCAGCAGAGACAAAAGCGACAACCAGGACCAACAGCACGCCCCAACUCAUUCAACGGGGGUGUUGAUGGUAUCGACUAUACAAGAGACACUAAAGAAAAUGGAUACAGCAGGCCUGAUCAGCGAACACCACGCACUUUUCUGGACCCCAUAUCAGCAGAACCAGUUAAGCAAUCCGAAGACUCCAUCAAAACAGUUGAAGAAGAAACACCUAUUGCACUCAAAGCAAGCAUUGCUCGUGGAUCAUCAACUCAUCGUGGAAAUACCAAGGUACCACCAAUCUCGUCGUCAGUAGAUCGCCUAAAUGAUGACGAUUCAGACAGUGCCUAUUCUAUUUCUUCAACUGGCACGCCAACAAAGAGCGGCUCUCUUCGAGGGAUCAGAAACAGUGCCUCCAAGAAAAAGGCUGAAAGACUUUUUGAUCGUAUAGAGAAACAAAACAGCCGGCAAAGCAUUGCCUCCCCUACUGAGUCAGAUCCAGUGAGUGAGAGCGGCUUUUUCAGCACCAGCACAUCCACCUCAAACAGGAGCAGAAAAUCAGAAAAUGUGGAGAAGAUAAAGGCCACAGGACAUGGAGCCUUGCCAUUCAAGAGACCAGCUGAGAGCCUGGACAUCAAUGACAAUAAAAACACUACUGUCCACCUUGACUUCAAUCCCAACAGUGGCGUUACCUUCCGAGAGAACCGAAACUCUGAUGUUCAGGUUGUUGGUCGAGGAUAUGGUGAUGACAGCUCAUCCUUGUAUGACACAAGGUCCCAGCAGACCAAUGUACGAAGCCGUGACAGACGGAGGACAAGCAGCAAAGGCUCACUCCUUUCUUCUUUCGGUGGCUCAGCCCCCUUACUAGCCCUGUCAGGGCUAGUGCCAGAGUCUGACAGGGAGGAGGAUAGGCCCAUUCCCCCUAGUCGUGACAAGAUUGCCUUGGUGGGCCGUGGCAUGUUUGAAGCAGCACAAAACCCAUCUGAGUACCCAGCGCCUACAGUCACAACUCUAGAGAAGAAUGAAAAGCGGCGAGCAGAACCAGCAAAAGUCGCCAUGCCAGCAGGUGUUGUUGGGGUUGCAGUGCGAAGCUCAGCAGAUACCUUAAAUUCCGACUUUGAUUCAGCCAAAGAAGAUGACUUUGAAGAUGAUGCCAGCAGCCUCACAAAGUCAACGUCAUUCAAGCGUUCCAUUAUCCUAAAGCAGCAGCAAAAGAAAGAAGAGGAGGAGUAUCGUAAGCGUGAGGAAGAACGUGAAAAAGAACGUAAACAGCAAGAAAAGGACGCUGUGAUACGGCAGGAGCGAGAGCGACAGAAACAAAAGCUGAAAGACCUUGGUAGCAGUGAGAGUCUCUCUGUAGAACCAUUGUCUGUAUCUGGGACAAACUCCACAGGCUCACCCAGUAGCAGUAUUCUUAAAACCAUGCCACCCAAGUUGUCUCCACCUGCUGUCACACCAAGGAAGACCAUAAAGACGACUAGUGAGCCAGUUUCAAGCUAUCCAAUGCCAGCAGUGGAUCGUUCUCCAUCAGAACCCGAAGUACCAGUAGCAGAAUGGAAGCCAUUCAGUGACCCUGAGGCUUCACUCAGAGCAGCACAGAAAAAACUGGAAUCUGAUGAUUGGGAGCAGAAGACAGAAGGCCUUGACAUGAUCCGCCGUCUGUCACAUUUCCACCCAGAUGUUUUUGGGCCUCAGCAGCUGCAUCCUGCCAUCCUGGCUGUGGUGCAUGAAGUAAAGAACUUGCGAUCCCAGGUAUCAAGGUUAGCCAUCACAUGUCUGGGUGAAAUGUUCACAAGUCUUAAGAAAAACAUGGAUCCUGACCUUGAUAUCGUGGUUCGCCAAUUACUUGCCAAAGCAGGAGAGAGCAAUAACUUUAUCCGGGAUGAUGUUGAGCGGGCAUUGGCAGGAAUGGUGGAAGGUGUGACCUCACAGCGUGCCCUGCUGGCACUCAUCAAUGGUGGAACUACGCACAAGAACAGUGUAGUGCGUCGCACCACAGCUCAGUUUUUAACAGAAGUGGUAGAGAAAAUGGGCUCUGGCAAAAUCCUCAGUGGAAUUAAAGAUGUGACAGACCGCAUACUGCCCACCGUGGCACAGUUUGUGGUGGAUGGUUCACCUGAAACUCGAUAUUAUGGGCGCAAGAUUCUGUGGCUGCUGAUGUCACAUCCAGACUUUGAUCGCUCACUGACUAAAUACCUGCCUGCAAAUACCUUGCGCAACAUGCAGGAAGUUGUGGAAAGCCUAAAAAGCAAGGGACUUGGUGAUAAGCCCACUGAAAUAGCCUCAGCACGGUCCAGACGAUCAGGUCAUGGGAGUCGAACUGGAUCUUCACUGCGUGGGGGAUCUGCCAAUGGUGGGUCAGAAAAUAACAUCACACCUCCUGCCCGACGACUGCAGGUGACACGUACGGACGAUGCAGCCAUGGAGGAAAUGAAAACUAUGGUGAAUCAGAUGUCAUCAAAUGAAUGGCGCCAGCGCCAUGAUGCCAUCACCAGUCUUCAGGAAAUGUGUAUAGACAACCCAAAUUUGAUUGCCACACACAUUGUCAAAAUAUUUGACAAGUUUCUACCAAGACUGCAAGACUCAAAUAGCAAGGUCAAUCUUCAUGCGCUGAGGGUAAUGGAGCAUAUAGUGCCAAUACUGAAGGAUGCCCUUCAUGCAGUUAUUCCUAUGGCUACAUCCAAUCUGGCUCCCAACCUUUCUUCCAAGAAUCGGGAGAUCUCUUCCACUGCUGCUGAAAUUCUGAACAGUUUCAUGCAACAUCUUGACAUGGCAGUGUUGCUACAACCUUUUGCCAGCCAAGCCCAGUCUGCUACGGGUCGCAGUAAGGCUGAGAUUGUGGAGAAAGUAGCUUAUAUGGCAGAUCGUGUUUUUGAGCGCAAACCCAAGCAGAUUGUGUUGCAUGUCUUGCCACUGCUUUGGCACCUUCUAGGUGCCACUGGAGUUGGAGGAGGAGCUGGGGCAGGGGGUGGUGAGUUGCGCUCAGCCACACAGCAGUUGGCCUCUACUCUAUAUUCACACAUGGGGCAGGGGCUCAUGGACAAGGCCAACUCUGAGCCCAGUGUCACCCCAAGGCACUUGAGCGUCCUCAGCGACCUUGUCUCAUAGAACGAGCUGCAACUCUUUUUUAAACUGUGGCUGUGUGAAUGCUUGUGAAACUGGAAAUGCUUUGCAAGAGAGAAACACACAUUUACAAAAUAAAGGUUUGCAAGCAAAACCUUAUAGGGAACUAGCAGCAGCCAGUCUGCACAGCUGUGAUAGUGGAAUUACCUCAGCUGAAUGUCUUUUAUCAUUCCCUACUCCCCCAGUCUUAUAUUCUGUAAGAUGCACUGAAUUUUAUUCUUUUUUUAGAAUGUCAGUAUUAUGCUACAAAUCUUGUACCGUUUGUCAUUCACAUCAAUGAUACUGUGUUCAGUUAAUGGUAAAACUCCAGUGGUGAUCUGGGCCAUGACAGGAGAACACACAAAUCAUGGUUUUCAUAAGUUUUCCACUUACCUAGUUUUUGCACGUAGUUGAGGUAGUUUUUUUCUAGGUUUACAGGAUGAUCCUGUUGAAAUUGAAACCUGCACAUUUAGAAACUUGAUUUCUAUAGCUCCAUGGUUGAUAUAAAUCGGGAAGCCCUGCAGAACUUGUAAAGAGACCAGGAUCGUUGCACCCAUUUAAAUUGUUGAAACAGGUACUAGUUGUUGUUCAAACUGGAACUUUCCAUUCUUUUAAAACUCGUUACUUCAUUAUAUUAAAAGGAGAGAAAAAUCACUAGAACAUCAGUCAUAAACAUCAACUGUACUGUUCACAACCUUAUGUAAGGCCAGUGUAGCAUUUGGGAUAGCUUCUCAUUACUAAGACAACCAGAUAUAAGUACACAGACAUGAUAGGCUUUAUUGCUAUGAUAGAUUUGAAGCACAGGUUUUACUGUAGCUUUACCCCUCAGCAUUGCAUCGUAAAACAAAUUUCGUGGGAGCAAGCAAUGUAAUGGGGGAUUAAAAACAAUUAAAAGGCACCAUCCAGCUAUGCUAGUGUUUUUAAGGGAAGCAGAAACAUGGCCAGACACUGAGACUCUAGUUGGAGCUGCUGGCUUUUUUCUUUUUUUUAAUUACUCAUUUCAGGACCAAUCUUCCAUUAAACAACUAUACCCAUGUUAGUGGGUUUGGAGUUGAGGGAGUUUGAGAGAUGCUCUUUUUUGUUUUGUUUUGUUUUGCUAUUUUCUGCAUAGAGAGUGAUACUAUUUGCUUCUGACAGGAGACACAAGAAGUGAUUUUAAAUGCAUCGGCUGGGUGUACAUGCUUGCUCAUCUCCAGCUUAUCGAAAAUUCUGAGAAGUCAGCAGAUGCUGCUGAUAUGUUCCCUCCAGCACAGUUUUUGUAGAGACCCUAUGGGAAGAAACCUCAGUAUUAGCUUUCCCCACUGACGCAUUCUGAAAUGCUAGCAAUUAUUCCAUUGGUUGCUUGAGAGAAGCAUAAUCAGAAACGUUGUGAGAAAUGCUUGAAAAACAUUCCAUCAGACGAGUUGUUUUACAGUUUUAGCUCAGAUGGAAUUACCUUGGCCAGUAUCCUGUAUAUUUUUUAUUUUACUGGCUAGUUUCAUGGCUAAAUCCAUUUCUUCUUUACUGAUAUAUUUUUGUACCACACAACUGUGAACAUGUGGAACAAUUUCAAUGAAACAUUCAAACCACAAAUAUUCAUUACAUGGUUGUUUAUUUAUCAUCAAAGUGUGAUUCAAUAUAUGAUUUGAACAUAUACUUUUACCCUUUAACGUCUUGGGCUAAAGACUGGCUGUAAACAGGUAACAAGAGUAGCUGUGUUUCAAGGUUCAUCAUGAUUGGUGGGCUGUAAACAGCAAAAUUGUAAUAAUUCACUAAUCAUAUGGACCAAACACAGCAUCUAUAUAUGUAUCUCUGUGCAUAUAUGUAUAAAUUAUAUACAUAUCUAAGGUUCAUGUAUACUUUCACUCUAGUUACUAGUGCACAGUGUGAUAUUGUAUUUGUGUGAAUGAAUUCAUGUUGUCAAUGUAUUUUAGCCCUUGAUGAUGUGUAAAAAAAUAAAUAAAAUAAAUAUUUUAAGGCCACGUGACAAUUGUGUUUCAGGUUUUGAGAACACUGCUGGUGUUUUACAUGUUUAGGCCACAAAUAAUGUUCUUUCCACUCAGAAACUGUGUUGUGUGCUGCAGUGAGUGGCGUACGCUGUGUCAAAUAAAUAUAAAGCUCUAAGGUCUCUCAAUAUCUCAGGUGCACCACAAUAAAAAGUUGCUGUAGACACACAGAGCAGUGCAUGUUGUCUUGUAGACUUGUACAGCAAACCUUUGUGUAGUUGUACAUGAGAGGGAACUUUGUGCUUGAAAGGUCAAAUACAGUGUUAAUUGUUUAACCUCCAGUAUUAAUUUGCCUUCAUAUCAAAAUACUUAUUAUUGGGUGUGUGGUACUUUGUAACAAUAUAACAUUGCUGAUAUCAGCUUGUGUUGAUUGAGCUGUAUUCUGCCUUACCUUUGCCAUAUUUGUAACAAAUGUAGGACUGAUAAUCUGCAGGUAGCAUCUGUUAUCUUCUCAAAAGUUCUUGAAAGGGCUGAAACAUUUUUAUCAGGCAUUAGAAAAGUUUUCUUGACCUUGAGCUAUGUGACUUUUUUUUUGGUGCAAAGAAUUCUCACUUUUACUGCUGGUGUUGGAAAAUAGAGUCUAUGCUGACACCCCCACAAAAAAAAAAACACCCUCAUGUGGCCAUAUUUUGAUUACUUUGAUUUCCAACAUCAAUGCUCUUUUAGAUUCCUUAUUUCUAAGAUUGUAUGAAGAAAUAAAAGUCACGAUAAUUACCCUUAUGAACGAAAAAAGUUAUUAACUUAGAAAAAUUAUCUUUUUGGCAUUGUACAGUUUGGUCCUAUUUGAAGAUGGUGAACCAACAGCAUACAGCCCUUAAUUUUUUAUCUGAUUAACAUGAUUAAAAUAAGGCCUGUUUUUAGGGUAUACUGUAGACUGAUUGGUUAAAAUGAUUGUGAAUGUGUGAGCAGUGUAAAUUUACAGUCUACAAUAAAGAAAAGACAGCAGUAGGCCAAGCUGUUUAGAUAAUUUAUCAAUUGCAUUCUCUUAGAGGGCAUCAUAUCUGCAACAGGCAGUGUGCUUAGGCCAUGUCCACGAUAGGUGAUAGAGACUGUGUGUUGAUGCUUUGUUUUUAUUUGUAACUUGCAGAAUGCUGCUGCCCAAGAGGCAACCACCCCUGAGCAAUGCGUUUUAAAUCUGAUAGACACCAUAUUAUUCAUGCACCCUUUCCGCGUUGAACUGUACACUUUACUCUCCAGGCUGCUUGGCCUUGAUCUGUGAUAUCCAGCCUCAAGUCACUUGAUCUGUGAUGCAUUGUUAGUCAGCAGUUGGUCACGUCUCAUUCAUCGUGACAUUUUUGAUGACUGUUGCAUGCAUGUGAACAGGCAUGCAAGCCAGUGUGUGUGCAUGUAUUUAUUACAGUAGAUUGUUGCUUUUAUGUGGGAAUGUGCACAUAAUUAGCUGUUUGUCUGGUUGAUCAUCUGAUUUGAUGCUUUGGGGAGCUUUUUAUUAUGUUGUCUGGAGGGUCUUUUGUGUUUGCUCGUUUUUAUUCCUUGUUUUGAAAUUCUGAAUUGAGGAUUACUAGAAAAAGAAGGAAAGAGGUGAUAAAGACACUUCUGCUACAUUGCCUGUGCCUUCAAAUAUGACAGUGUAAGAGCUUGAAAAGCACCUUCAAAGAUUUUACUUUUUAUUUUGCAGUUGCCAUUUAAUCUGAGUUCAUACAUAUCAAGAAUAUAGUUAUUACAUCACUCAUAGUAUGUCAUAGUAUGAAAAUGUGCUGUCAUGUUUUCAAAAAAAAAAAUGCAUAACGUUUUUCAGGGGAAAAGAAAAGGACGAUGGCUUCACAUGCACGUUUCUAAUUUAGACAUAUGUCUGGCUGCUCAGACAUGCAGUUAUACAGAAGAAACUCGCGUUUGACUUUAUGGGAUAUCUGUGAAUUUGGAUUAGAGUGUUCAAAAUAUGUUCAGCCAUUCUUUUACAUAACUGCUGCUUGUAGAGGAUACCUGGAUAUGCCUUAUGACUCAAAUGAAUGAAUUACGCAUGUAAAAUACCAUUAACACUCUGCCUAUGAUCCUCCACCCCAUUCCUCCAUCUUCCCCAGUUUUCCGAGUGUCUUUUAACUCCAGGGGUGUUGAUUUGUUGAUUUUCAAUGUGCUUGUUAAAAAGUUUUCAGCGAUUUCAUUCAGUAGCAUUGCUUACUCUCAUUAUGAUUGCAUAUAUCCUACCUGACAGUAUAACUUCACUAUUGCCAGGCGCCAAAGAAAGUCGUCCGUCCAAAAUAAAUUAUGUUGGUAGAUUCAUGCACAUUGAUAGCUAGGAUGUGAAUUUCUUAAUAUGAAAUCUGCCAGCAGAGUUAUUUACAACACUGGGGUGAUAGCGUUGUUUUUUAUCAUCCUGUUAGAUAUUGUUCUCACUUUGUGCUUUUACGUGUCCAUUGUUCUGUUCCAUUUGUGAACCAACCAAAAGGCUCAUGUUCACACUAUAUCUCCGUCCAUACAUAGAUGUAAAUGUUUACCGGUAUCGUAUGUAUGGGGAGACUGGAAUGAGCUUGAUGAUAAAGGAUAGAAAAUGCUCUGUUUUAUUGGUAAAAAUAUAGAUGGUCUAUUUUGGGUUUUUUAAAACAUAAACUGCAGUCUUUAUUUUCUUCACAUCUCCCUCCCUUUCCCAUCCUUCAGACUACAUUGUUGUAUCUCCUCACUUGGCAGCAGAAGGUGUAACUUUUAAGCAGAGAGGGCAAAAUGCCUUUCUUCUCUCACAUUCGUGUGGGUGCAUGCACGUGCACAGACAUACGCACUUGGAAGCAUGUUAAAAGGAUUUGAAGGGGAGAGUUUCAGCCCAGUCAUCCUGAUUUGACAUGCAUAUUUCAUGUUGUAUUACCGUUUUGAAAGAAGGGGAGGGGGUUUCAUAAACCUUUGCUUUGAAAAUUUAGCGGAGAAGAAAUUGUAGAUUGCAGCAACAAAGCACAAAGCAUGAUAUUAGAUGAAAAUUCUGCACUCUCCACAAAUCCUCAAAGUGGAAAAUUUUCUAGUAGCUUUGUAAACAUUUUAUCAUUUUUACAUCUACUUUGGUAGCAUCUGUUAGACUGAUUUUUAUUUUUAGGUAAGACACACCUUGUCUAGUGUUUGUGGCAAACUGGUGUGGCUUGAUGCUGAGGUGGUGUCGCUAGGCUUAUUGAAUGUGUCCUUUGAUCAUUCUGUGAAAUAAAAAUCAUUUCAAAA